UCACCUGCAACAGAAUUCCCCAACCCACCAAGAAUUUGAGACCCAUCAGCUAUCCUCACCUGGUUUUGCCAGCCGGUUGAAGCCAUUCCUGGGAUUGUGGCCCCUGUUGCAUGCUGACAGCUUCUGGAAGCCACAGUUCUCUUCCUUGAAACCAAAACAGGAUUCCCUUUCCUCCCACUCUGAAGAAGGAGAUGGAGAAGGCAGUCAGAACUCCAGGGGAUGGGUCACCUCCCCCCCCCAUUAGGAAUAGAAAUUAAAAUGUGUGAAAUGCGGACUAUGUUCAUUGAAUGAGCACACAUAGUUCACAUCAAUGACCUCCAACAGGGGAGAAACCAUUUAAAGGUAUGGAGUGUGGCAAACAUUUCACUGAUAGUGGAAACCUUAGAACACAUCAACGGACUCACACAGGGGAGAAACCAUAUAAAUGCCUGGAGUGCGGAAUGUGCUUCAGUGAGAAUGGAGACCUUAAAUUACACCAGCGGAUUCACACAGGGGAGAAACGAUAUAAAUGUAUAGAGUGCGGAAUGAGCUUCAGUCAGAAUGGAAACCUUAGAAGACAUCAACGGACUCACACAGGGGAGAAACCAUAUAAAUGUAUAGAGUGCGGAAUGAGCUUCGGUGAUAAUGGAAGCCUUAGAACACAUCAACGGACUCACACAGGGGAGAAACCAUAUAAAUGUAUAGAGUGCGGAAUGAGCUUUAGUGUUAAUGGAAACCUUAGAACACAUCAACGGACUCACACAGGGGAGAAACCAUUUAAAUGCCUGGAGUGCGGAAAGAGCUUUAGUGUUAAUGGAAGCCUUAGAACACAUCAACGGACUCACACAGGGGAGAAACCAUAUAAAUGUAUAGAGUGCGGAAUGAGCUUUAGUGAUAAUGGAAACCUUAGAACACAUCAACGGACUCACACAGGGGAGAAACCAUAUAAAUGUAUAGAGUGCGGAAUGAGCUUUAGUGAUAAUGGAAGCCUUAGAAGACAUCAAUGGACUCACACAGGGGAGAAACCAUAUAAAUGUAUAGAGUGUGAAAAGAGCUUUAGUGAUAAUGGAAGCCUUAGAAGACAUCAACGGACUCACACAGGGGAGAAACCAUAUAAAUGUAUAGAGUGUGGAAAGAGCUUUAGUGAUAAUGGAAACCUUAGAGGACAUCAACGGACUCACACAGGGGAGAAACCAUUUAAAUGCCUGGAGUGUGGAAAGUGCUUCAGUAGUAAUGGAUACUUUAAAUUACACCAGCGGACUCACACAGGGGAGAAACCAUAUAAAUGUAUAGAGUGCGGAAUGAGCUUUAGUGAUAAUGGAAGCCUUAGAACACAUCAAUGGACUCACACAGGGGAGAAACCAUAUAAAUGUAUAGAGUGCGGAAUGAGCUUUAGUGAUAAUGGAAGCCUUAGAAGACAUCAACGGACUCACACAGGGGAGAAACCAUAUAAAUGUAUAGAGUGCGGAAUGAGCUUUAGUGAUAAUGGAAGCCUUAGAACACAUCAACGGACUCACACAGGGGAGAAACCAUAUAAAUGUAUAGAGUGCGGAAUGAGCUUUAGUGAUAAUGGAAGCCUUAGAAGACAUCAACGGACUCACACAGGGGAGAAACCAUAUAAAUGCCUGGAGUGCGGAAAGAGCUUUAGUGUUAAUGGAAGCCUUAGAAGACAUCAACGGACUCACACAGGGGAGAAACCAUAUAAAUGUAUAGAGUGCGGAAUGAGCUUUAGUGAUAAUGGAAACCUUAGAACACAUCAACGGACUCACACAGGGGAGAAACCAUUUAAAUGCAUGGAGUGUGAAAAGAGCUUCAGUCACAGUGGAACCCUUAGAAGACAUCAGCAGACACACAGCGGAGAAACCAUUUAAAUGUAUGCACUGUGGAAGGAGCUUCCGUCAGAGUGGAACCCUUGAUUUAUGUCAACAAACUCACACAAAACACAAACCUUAUAAAUAUCAGGAAAGUAGAUAGAGGUUGAGUCCUAGUGGAAAUUCUAAAUCAACAGACUCACGGACAGGAAGAACAUUAGGAAUUGAAACCCUUCAAACCAUCCACAAACUCAGAGAGGAGAAGCAGUUUAAAUGAAAAGAUUGCAAAAGUGCUUUAUUUACAAUGGAGUGUUUAAGGAACAUCCAGGGACUCUCACAUGGAAGAUCCCAUUUUGGUGUCUGGAGUGUGGGACAUCUUCCUCUCAGAGUCCACUCUUUUCUUCACAGAAAUGAACUCGGCAGGAAAUCAGUCUUGAACACAUUUUGUGUAUGUGAAGUUCUGGUAUUUAUGUGUAAAACUGUAUAGUAAUGAAAUAUUGAAGGCAAUGUCAAACAAUGUGAUUAUAAUCUAAGAUGUAAAGUACCUUUCAAUAGAGAAGGGGUGAGGGUUUAUCUGGAUUGCUGGUGGUCAGUGAGGAUUAAAG
Messenger RNA from Podarcis raffonei (Aeolian wall lizard), 2395 nucleotides. Its product is annotated as zinc finger protein 665-like. Gene Ontology annotation, biological process: regulation of transcription by RNA polymerase II. The record is from RefSeq and is a predicted model, not a curated record. Gene Ontology annotation, molecular function: DNA-binding transcription factor activity; RNA polymerase II cis-regulatory region sequence-specific DNA binding. Bases 345 to 1850 code for a protein of 501 amino acids. The transcript has 2 exons. Lineage: Eukaryota; Metazoa; Chordata; Lepidosauria; Squamata; Lacertidae.